UGGAUGCGGAGGGCCGCUCAGCAACCCGUCCGCUCCACAUUUCAGUUUUUAAUUAGGGCUUCCGCCAGAAUCGGACUUAAGUUUGCCCCAUGUCAUUGUCAGUUUACCACCCGCUUUCACAGCGAGUGCCGUCGCCAUACUAUCUGUGACAUCCUCAGCAGUGAACGCAACACUCCAAAUCUUAAAUUCAUCAAUCAUACCGUUGAAGAAGUUGGCGUUACCCUGACUCGCUGCGAUACACAUACCUUCGGUACCGAAAUCCAUGCGUGCAUCCCCACCGGCUUCUGCUUCGGAAUCAAGCUCUCCGUUAAUAUACAGCCACGCUGUCUUCUUGCUCUGCGAUCCGACGAAUAGUACCAUUCCGGUUCAAAUGCGUCAUAGUUCGUGACUGCCUCUAAUUCUACACCCAGCGUCGCAAAGUAGAACCCAAAUAACACGCCACCACGGUUGAAUGUAAUAUGGGGUCGUCCGCCACCAUUCAAACGAUAGAGCAAAUCAAUGCGGUUACCACCCUCAAUUUUAUCGUCCGGUUUGAACCAAAAUUCGAUCGUCAUCUCCUUCGGCUGAUCAAUUUUGAGUGGAUCAAAGUUGACACUUCCACCCUUAAAAUGGAGUGCCUGAC
Molecule: messenger RNA, 622 nt
Organism: Geodia barretti
Lineage: Eukaryota; Metazoa; Porifera; Demospongiae; Tetractinellida; Geodiidae
Source: the annotation of a GenBank genome assembly